Messenger RNA from Spinacia oleracea (spinach), 387 nucleotides. RefSeq lists its product as uncharacterized. Bases 6 to 308 code for a protein of 100 amino acids. Lineage: Eukaryota; Viridiplantae; Streptophyta; Magnoliopsida; Caryophyllales; Amaranthaceae. The transcript has 3 exons. The record is from RefSeq and is a predicted model, not a curated record.
CAGAGAUGAUUAGCUGUGAUGGUGGGGUGGCUGAUCAAAGGGAUUGUUACCACACAUUGAUGGCGAGCCAAUGUGUGAGUACCGGGUAUGUUCUGAUGGCUUCCUUUCUGUACACUAAGGUGUGGAGGGUGAAGGAGUUCGUUGGAAAGAGUGAAAGGAUAUUGCUGACUCCUGAUUUUGCCUUAAGGGUAUUGGAACCCAGAGACUCCAACUACAUCAUAGGCACCAAGUACGGCAAGGUUCUGAAAAACAUCCCGUUUACUUCUCUAGCGACGGUUUUUGUCCCCGUACUGGUCAAAGAACAUUAGUGGGGUGUUUGUUUUGACAUUAAGGGGAAGGCAAUAAGAUUGAUUGAUUCGAUCUUAAAAAACCCAGCGGAGAAACAUG